Molecule: messenger RNA, 2566 nt
Organism: Annulohypoxylon truncatum
Lineage: Eukaryota; Fungi; Ascomycota; Sordariomycetes; Xylariales; Hypoxylaceae
Product: ATP-dependent RNA helicase HAS1
Exons: 4
Coding region: 343-2175 (610 amino acids)
Biological process (GO): maturation of LSU-rRNA from tricistronic rRNA transcript (SSU-rRNA, 5.8S rRNA, LSU-rRNA)
Cellular component (GO): nucleolus
Molecular function (GO): nucleic acid binding; RNA helicase activity; ATP binding
Source: RefSeq, a predicted model, not a curated record
CAUGGUCUAUAUUUGGUUGACACGUGCUCUAUUAAGGAUGAAUUAAAGAAAUAACACUGAAGAAGCACAGUAAGGUUCUAAGUCAGGGUCAGUGUAAGUGGUGUAAGUGGCGCAAGUGGCUUUCGAUUUAGAGCUUUAACGGAGCCCCAGCGCACAGACCACAACGGGUAAUGGGAAAUACGGGGCCCAUUUUGCUUAUCAGUCUUUUUCUAUAUCGAUAAGCAAAAAAAAUCCAGGACGAUAGACUCUGAGCGAAAGAUUGAACAUUAUCCAACCCACUUCUAAAAGUUGUAGUUCAACAACUUCGAAUACGACCAAUUAUCGCACUCUUUCCUAGGCAAGAUGGAGUCAGUCAAGCUUAGCAAAAAGAGAAAGCUCAAGGAUGCCAACGGUGACAAAGCAUCCAAGAAGUCAAAGAUACCUUCUGUCAAGGCGCUUAAGUUGAAGAAGUCGAAGCGAGUCGAACGUGAUAUUGCCGAACCCUCGAGCGACGACUCCGAAGUGGAAGUAGGGGAUGAGAUUGAAGGACUUGAUGAACUUGAAGAACAAGACGCAAGCGAUGUAGGAGAUGGUGGUUUGGAAGAGGACCCUGAAGAAACAUCCGAACUGGACAAGAGAGUGGAAGCAGCAAAUGCUGAGGAUGAAGACGCUGGCCAAAAUAACCAAAGCACCGACUUACCUACCGACAGCGCAAUAUCCGCUCUGCAGGAUGCCAUAGGCUCCGAUGCCCAGAACUUUGCCGACUUGAACCUCUCGGAGAAGACGACGAAGGCUAUCAAGGAGGAUAUGGGCUUCGGAAAGAUGACUACUAUACAACGGAGAGCGAUCCCACCUUUACUCGCAGGUCGCGAUGUGCUCGGCGCCGCAAAAACUGGAAGUGGAAAGACUCUGGCUUUCUUGAUCCCCGCCGUCGAAAUGCUAAGUGCCCUCCGAUUCAAGCCACGAAACGGAACCGGCGUUAUCGUCGUUUCUCCUACAAGGGAGUUGGCUCUGCAGAUUUUCGGCGUCGCGCGCGAACUGAUGGCGCAUCACUCUCAGACUUACGGAAUAGUCAUUGGAGGAGCAAAUCGUAGAGCAGAGGCCGACAAGUUAUCUAAAGGCGUGAAUCUCAUCAUUGCGACGCCAGGAAGACUCUUAGAUCACCUGCAAAACACACCCUUCGUCUUCAAGAAUCUGAAGUCCCUAAUCAUCGACGAGGCCGACCGAAUACUGGAAAUAGGUUUCGAAGAUGAGAUGCGCCAAAUUAUCAAGAUCCUACCCAGCGAAGGCAGACAGACCAUGCUCUUCUCCGCAACGCAGACGACCAAAGUCGAAGACCUCGCUAGGAUUUCCCUUCGCCCAGGUCCUCUUUAUAUAAAUGUCGAUGAAGAGAGCGCCAGUUCUACCGUUGCCGGACUCGAGCAAGGUUAUGUGACGUGCGACGCCGACAAGCGAUUCCUUCUCCUCUUCUCAUUCUUGAAGCGAAAUCUGAAGAAGAAGGUUAUCGUCUUCUUCUCCAGCUGCGCAAGCGUAAAUUAUUAUGCUGAACUUUUGAACUACAUCGAUCUGCCCUGCCUCUCUCUUCACGGGAAACAGAAGCAGCAGAAGCGGACGAACACGUUUUUUGAAUUCUGCAAUGCGAAAACCGGUAUUCUCCUGUGCACAGACGUUGCUGCUCGUGGUUUAGAUAUCCCAGCAGUCGAUUACAUAGUGCAAUUCGACCCGCCUGACGACCCCCGCGAUUACAUUCAUCGGGUCGGUCGAACGGCGCGUGGCGCAAACUCCAAGGGCCGCAGUCUCCUCUUCCUGCAACCCCACGAACUCGCCUUCUUAUCUCACUUAAAGGAAGCCAAGGUACCCGUGCUCGAGUAUGAGUUCCCGGCCAAGAAGGUUCUGAACGUCUCUUCACAACUUGAAAAGCUCAUCUCUCAGAACUACUAUCUCAACCAGAGUGCCAAGGACGGUUACCGAUCAUAUCUGCACGCCUAUGCGAGCCACAGCUUACGUUCGGUAUUUGACAUCCACAAGUUGGAUCUAGCAAAGGUAGCCAAAAGUUUUGGCUUUUCUACUCCUCCCCGAAUCGACCUUACGUUAGGCGCGAGUAUGGGCAGAGAUAAGAAGACGCAAGGCAGAAGGGGUUACGGAAGUCAGCCGCGGCAGGGUCAAAAGGGUCAGAAGUUCAAUAAGAGGCGGUAGUUGUGUUGAGUUGGGAAUUUCAAUCAAUUGCGGAGUCUUCGGUUGAGUUUAUCAUGAUAUACCAGCUGGAAUUGCACAAAGCAUUUUCAUCGCGAUUAGUUAAUUGUAUACCCACCGUCGACUACCAAUGCGUGACCUUGGAUAAACGAGGAUUGGCUCGAGCAUAAGAAUAGCACAGCAUCAGCUACCUCUUCCGGCGUCCCCAUUCUCCGCAUGGGCGCGAUGUCGAUCGCUGGCCUUAGUCUUUCUGUAACCUCAGGCGAUCCCGUCGUCAUCGGUGUCUCGAUCACGCCCGGGCACACACAAUUAACUCUUAUUCCAUCCCGCGAGUAAUCUAUCGCGUCGGACCGCGUCAUAUUUAUCACGGCGGCUUUCGAAGCACAGUAAGGUG